UGGCGAAGUUGGCCGAGGCGGCGGCCUGGCAGCGCGUAUAAAAGGACAUCCUGAAGCCGCCGCCGCUUCAGUCCUUUGACGAACGCCGCGCUUGAAGCAGUCUUAGCCCAGAAGUAGGCAACUGAAGUGAAAUCGAGUAGCCAACUCCAAAGAGCCCCCAAGUGCGCGGUGCGAACGUUUCGCGUGGCCAGAAGUGUGCUGCGAAGCCAAAAAAGCAACAAAGCGGAUUAAGCCCCGAGGCGAGCUCCUGGAAUAAUUGUAACAUUGUUUGCCAGCGCCUUUUAUAAGGUGUUUGACUGUCACGCCGUCGGGAAGUCCUUAUAGCCGGCCCGAGUCCUUUAGCGGUGCGUGGCCAGUUUACUACCGGGUCUCUUUGUGUGUGUGCUUUGUUGUGUCGGCAUGCGUGCCACUAAUUUGCAUAAAUCCACCGUCUAACCUGACUCCCGCUUUUUUUGUGGCGCGGCGUGAAUGAAAAAUAGCGAAAACAACAUUCCAAGAAUAGAAAUAAAGAACAAUCCUUCUCGCAAACACUCAAAUCGUCCUGCAACAAUGGCAGGUUCCAGUUUGCGGCUAAUCCUUCUGCUGGCAGCGGUCUGCCAGUGUCUAGUUGCCCCCGCCAGUGGGGCAGCGACCAGCGGUGUGGUGCUGAGCGACGUGAACAACAUGUUGCGCGAUGCCACCAAGGCGGCCACCACCACAUCAUCGGAGAAGCCAGUUCCAUCGAAACAGAAGCCGGAAACCGAUUCGCUGGAGUCUAGUGUGGAGUUACUCCGGUUCGUGGAUGACGACGAGGAGGAUAGCGAGGACCUGAGCUCCCUGGAAGUGGUAUCGAGUGGCGUGCCAGCCCAGAAGCAGCUGGGCGACCAGGUGCGACUGCUGACCAAGCAAUUGGGCGCCCUGAUGCUGCGGCGUCGCGAGGAUUACGAGAUGCUGGAGCACAAUCUGCGCAAAUCCCUGCGGCUUACCACCAAUGCGGCCAGCGCCGAUGCCGACAUGCGCAGCGAACUGAAGCAGCUGAGGGACGAGGUGGCCACGCUACGCGCCGCCCAGAGUGGCAACAAGGAGCGCCUGACCGUCGAAUGGCUGCAACAGUCCAUCUCGGAGAUCCGCAAACAGCUGGUGGAGCUCCAGCGCAGUGCCGGCAACGUGGCCAAUGACGUGCAGCAGCGCAGCUCCACCUAUGAGGACCUGGCCACCAUUCGCAGUGACUACCAGCAGCUGAAACUGGACCUGGCCGCCCAGCGGGAAAGGCAACAGCAGACCGAAGUCUUUGUCCAGGAACUGCGCGAGGAGAUGCUACAGCAGGAGCAGGACUUCCAACACGCCCUCGUCAAGCUGCAGAAAAGGGAUCAGAAGGAGCGGGGCUCGGCCAGCGUGGAGGAGGAGAGCGGCAGCCUGGAAGCCAGCCAAGAGCCCGUUGGCCUUGAAUCCACAGCCGAUCACAAGCGCCGACAUUGCCGCUUCCAGAGCGAACAGAUCCACAAUCUCCAGAUGGCCCAGAAGAAUCUCCGCCGCCAGGUGAACCAGCUCCGAUUCCAUCACAUCGACGAGAGGGUCCGAAGCCUGGAGGUGGAGCAGCAUCGCAUCGCUAAUGCCAACUUCAAUCUGAGCAGCCAGAUCGCCUCGCUGGACAAGCUGCACACCUCCAUGCUGGAGCUACUUGAGGACGUCGAGGGCCUGCAGACCAAGAUGGACAAGAGCAUCCCCGAGCUAAGGCAUGAGAUCUCGAAGCUUGAGUUCGCCAACGCCCAGAUCACCUCCGAGCAGAGCCUAGUGCGGGAGGAGGGCAAGAACGCGGCCAGAUCCCUGCAGGCCAUGGCGGUGAGCGUGAGUGUCCUGCAGGACGAGCGCGAGGGCAUGCGGAAGCUGACAGCCAAUGUGGACGAGCUCAGGACCAAUGUGGAUCGUCUGCAGUCCCUGGUGAAUGAUGAGUUCAAGAAUAAGCUCUCCCACUUGAACAAACCCCACAAGCGCCCCCACCACCAACAGGCCCUUCAGGACGCCACCAUUGACUCGGCCCUGGCCGAGACUCUGGUCAGCGAGCUGGAGAACGUGGAGACCCAGUACGAGGCCAUCGUGAACAAGCUGCCGCACGACUGCAGCGAGGUGCACACCCAGCAGGAUGGACUGCAUCUGAUUGCACCCGCCGGGCAGCGUCAUCCCCUGAUGUCCCACUGCACCUCCGACGGCUGGACGACUGUGCAGCGUCGCUUUGACGGCAGCGCUGACUUCAAUCGCUCCUGGGCGGACUACGCCCGGGGCUUCGGCACGCCGGGCGGCGAGUUCUGGAUCGGCAACGAGCAGCUGCACCACCUGACGCUGGACAACUGCAGCCAGCUGCGGGUGCAGAUGCAGGACAUCUACGACCACGUUUGGGUGGCCGAGUACGGCCGAUUCUACAUCUCAUCGCGGGCGGACGGAUAUCGGCUGCAUAUCGGAGAGUACGCCGGAAAUGCAUCCGACGCCCUGAACUACCAGCAGGGCAUGCAGUUCUCGGCGAUCGACGACGACAGGGACAUCUCGCAGACGCACUGUGCUGCUAACUAUGAGGGUGGCUGGUGGUUCUCUCAUUGCCAGCACGCCAAUCUCAAUGGGCGGUACAAUUUGGGGCUGACUUGGUUCGAUGCCGCUCGCAACGAAUGGAUCGCGGUCAAGUCGUCCCAGAUGCUGGUCAAGCGUCUGCCCGCCGCCGAUUGUCCGGCGUCGUUGCCACUUGCCGUUGCACCAUCGAGUAGUGCCACGUCAACCACAACAGAAGGAACGACGGCGGCGGCGGCGCAGACAGAGACGGUGGCGAGGGCAGCGUAAGUGAGCGGGAAACUGCUACAGUGAACCACCAGAGCCAUGCCUACUAUAGUUGGGAGUGCACUGUAGUCGGGGGGAUGUGCCGAUCUCAAAGAUCCCGUGCCCAGUCGAUGUGUAAAAUAGAGAGUCCACAUUGUGUAUAUAUAGUCCGUAUAGUUCAGAUCCCCGAUUUCAGAUCUAAGUAAUAGUUGUUAGUUGAUCUUUCGUAUGGAGCUUACUCUGGCCUUAGAGUACACUAGGCGUAUGCGUAAUGUAGCAUAACCAUUCUACCCUUAAAUAUAUAUAUGAAAUUCUUUGGUCUUUCAACAAGAUCUCAUAGAGGCUUAAGUUCCGCAUUCGGUUCUAACUAAAGCGAGAGCCGCGACACCCAUUAUUGGCGCGAGCAUAUCAUUUUUCGAUUCGAUUUCGAUUUCGAUUUCGAGAGGAAUCGAGGCGUUAAUGUCUAGAAGUAAUAUUGGAAACUAAUUGUUAGCUUGUAAGGGCAUCCGGUAGGCGGCCUAAUCAUCGUUUAGGCUCAUCUCAGACAAAUAAUAAAUAUACAGACAGGCGAUAUAGUAAGAAUUUUCAAUGGAUUAGUCUAAGUUCCACCAUAUCAGUCAUAUGCAGUAUACAUCUAAUAGAAUUAGCGUUACUAAAUGUACUUGUACUUGUAAUUGUUGUACCAUAUGGAUAAUGGAUAGUGCUUGCUUACAACUCAAAAAAAAAUGAUGAAAAAAAAAUAAGAAUCCCAAGAAAAUCCGCCCCCAAAAAAACCAAUGCAGUCGCAUGCCAAAGAAAUCAAGUCAAAACCAAGAAAUAGUUGCAGCAAACCAAGGCCUACGAAUUAAUAAGACCGUUUAUAUGAAAUACUAAAAAGAAAUACUAUUUUCUGCAGUUUUGCGUAUACCAAAAAUACUAAAAAUUAACAAAACGAGAAAACUAAAAAUCAACAAGAGCUAAAAUUUUGCAUUUAGCCCAUAAGUUAUAAACUAUGUAAUAAUAUAUACUGUAUGUCCUGUAAAUUAAGAAACUAAACUAAAAAAAAAGAAAUGAAAACCCCCAAAAAACAGCGUAUUUUACAAUAAAUGGAUUGAUGUGAAAAGAA
Messenger RNA from Drosophila ananassae, 3889 nucleotides. It is a transcript of the gene sca, whose product is annotated as protein scabrous. Lineage: Eukaryota; Metazoa; Arthropoda; Insecta; Diptera; Drosophilidae. The record is from RefSeq and is a predicted model, not a curated record. The transcript is spliced from 4 exons. Bases 469 to 2808 code for a protein of 779 amino acids.